Acytostelium subglobosum LB1 is the source of this 726-nucleotide messenger RNA. RefSeq lists its product as hypothetical. Gene Ontology annotation, molecular function: sepiapterin reductase (NADP+) activity. The record is from RefSeq and is a predicted model, not a curated record. The transcript is spliced from 3 exons. Lineage: Eukaryota; Evosea; Eumycetozoa; Acytosteliales; Acytosteliaceae. The annotation marks the transcript as partial. Gene Ontology annotation, biological process: tetrahydrobiopterin biosynthetic process.
ACACAUAAUAUAGAGAUAGAUAAUAAGAUGUCACAAUUGAAGACACUAGCAUUGGUAACAGGAGCAUCAAAGGGAUUUGGUGUUGCAAUUUGUCAGGAGCUUGCCAAGCGCAUUCCUUCCAUUGACUUUGUAUUGUACGCUAGAUCAAGAGAGGGAUUGCAAUCGACUGAGACCAUCAUCAAGCAGAUCAGAGCCGACUCCAAAGUCAGCUUGGUCACAUGUGACUUUGGUGACAUCUCAACUCUCGAGCAAUCAUUCAAGCAAUCGAUAGAUCAGACAACAACAUCAGGAUACCAGAGAUACCUUUUGAUCAACAAUCAUGGUUCACUUGGUUCGAUUGAGUUCACUGAGAAGUAUGUUGUUGGAUUGCCAUCCCUGCUUGUUGAGCGAGAUACUAACAAGACUACCAAUAUCCAGCUUCAAGGACUUCCAAUCAAUCGCCAAUUGUUACAGAAAUCAACAAACAACAUCAAGGCAUUCAGUUGGUCACCAGGUCCCAUGGACACUGACAUGCAGGUCACCAUUAGAACACAAUCAGUGGAUGAGGAGUCCAAGAAGAUGUUCACCGACCUCUACACAAACAACCAAUUGGUUAACGUCAAUCAGUCAGCCGGUCUAAUGUUGGAUGUGAUGCUUGAGAACACCUACACCUCAGGUGUACAUCUGGCCUAUGGCGAAGUGUCCAAGGCCCGUGCUGCUGCCGCCGCCGCUGCUGCUGCCACAUCC